AUGGCCGCAUACCCGGAUGUUCAGAAACGAGUGCAAAACGAGAUUGACAGUUUUAUUGGUAGAGAAAGGUUACCAUCCUGGGAUGAUCAUUUACACCUUCCUUACACUCAGGCUGUUCUUUAUGAAGCUCAAAGAUGGCAGACAAUAGUACCGCUCAGUCUCUUAAGAUAUACGAGGGAAGACACGACUGUUCAAGGAUACAACAUUCCUAAAGGAACAAUUGUCAUGAACAACAUCUGGGCUGUUCACAACGAUCCCAAAUACUGGAAGAAUCCCAGUGAAUUCUUUCCAGAACAUUUCCUCAGUCAAGACGGUACUACUUUGGUGAAACCGGAAUAUUUCAUUCCAUUUACAAUCG
Molecule: messenger RNA, 358 nt
Organism: Limulus polyphemus (Atlantic horseshoe crab)
Lineage: Eukaryota; Metazoa; Arthropoda; Merostomata; Xiphosura; Limulidae
Product: vitamin D 25-hydroxylase-like
Exons: 2
Molecular function (GO): oxidoreductase activity, acting on paired donors, with incorporation or reduction of molecular oxygen; heme binding; iron ion binding
Source: RefSeq, a predicted model, not a curated record